Spinacia oleracea (spinach) is the source of this 2443-nucleotide messenger RNA. RefSeq lists its product as uncharacterized. The record is from RefSeq and is a predicted model, not a curated record. NCBI's taxonomy places the organism in Eukaryota, Viridiplantae, Streptophyta, Magnoliopsida, Caryophyllales, Amaranthaceae. Bases 245 to 1825 code for a protein of 526 amino acids. The transcript has 12 exons.
UUACGCGGUGUUGAGUGGUUAGAGUUAGUUCGUUCAUACUUGGUUCAACCAAGAAACAACAUUUUUCACUCGUGAUUGCCUCAACAAAUUUUGUCCACAUAUAUAUAUUUGAAUUUUUUUUUUUUCUCCUCAUCACCACCUUGUAGAGUUGUAGGUGUAUUUUUCUUUUUUCAUUUUUUGAGAGAAAUUGAAGAUGUAUUCCAUAUUUGGUUAAUCAAUUAACACAAAAUUAGCAGCAAUAAUAAUGACUUUUGGAAAAGAUGCUCCUCCAUUGCCAAUGUACGAGCGUAAGGUCCUCAGACAUGUGCCUACUAUGGUUCGAAGACGAUACGAUCGAGAUCUCGACAACAAGCUUGAUGAUACUAUAGGCUUGCCAUCAAAAGGCGGCGAAAGCCAAAAUGAUGAUGAAGUUGUUCCAGAUGCCAAUCCUGCUAGUGUUAUUGAUGUGGAUGAUUUUGUUGAUGACGAAGACGAUGAUGAUUUACAUUCACAUUUUGAAGAUGAACAAGAUACACAAAUAUUAUGUGUUAAACAUUUUGGAUCAAGUGCGAUUAUGUAUUCAGAAGAUAACAAAAGUGAAAGUGGAGGUGCUGAAGAGGCGAAUUUAGCAAGCAUUAUGAAUGUUAAUGUCGAAGAUAAAAUUGAGGACGAUGCACAAUUCGAAAAUGAUGAAGAUAUGCAAGUUGAAGACGACAAAAGUGAAUAUGAUGGAACUAAAGACGCAAAUGUUACUACCAAUUAUGUGGAGGAUAGUGAUCAAGAUGAAGUUGAGGACAAAGAUCAUGAAAAUUCUGACAACAGUUGUUUGAAGGAUAGUGAUCAAGAUGAAGUCAAGGACAACGAUCAUAAAUUUGUUGACAAUAAACAAGAUGUGCAAGUUGAAGACAACAAAAGUGAAAAUGAUGGAACUAAAGACGCAAAUAUUGCUAACAAUUAUGUGGAGGAUAGUGAUCAAGAUGAAGUCGAGGACAAGGAUCAUGAAAAAUUUGACAACAAUUAUGUGGAGGAUAGUGAUCAAGACAAAGUCGAGGACAAAGAUCAUGAAAAUUUUGACAACAAACAAGUUGAAGACAACAAAAGUGAAGAUGAUGGAAUUAAAAGCGCAAAUGUUGCUAACAAUUAUGUGGAAGUGGAAGAUAGUGAUCAAGACAAAGUCAAUGACAAGGAUCAUGAAAAAUUUGACAAAAAAUAUGUGGAGGAUAGUGAUCAAGAUGAAGUCCAGGACAAAGAUCAUGAAAAUUUUGACAAUAAACAAGAUGUGCAAGUUGAAGACAACAAAAAUGUAGAUGAUGGAACUAAAUGUGCAAAUGUGGCUAACAAUUAUGUGAAGGAUAGUGUCAAAGCCGAAGUAGAGGACAAUGAUCAUGAUAACUCUAACGAUAAACAAGAUAUACAAGUGGAAGAUAGCAAAAGUGAAGGUGAUGAAACUAAAGAUGUAGAUGUUGCUAGUAAUUAUAUGGACGCCAUGGACGAAAUCGAGGACAAGAAUCGUGGAAAUUCUGAUGACAAGAAAGAUAUUCAAGGGAAAGACAACAAAAUAGAAGGCGAUGGAACUAAAAAUACAAAUAUUGUUAGGCAUCGUAUGGAUAUUUGUGCCAAAGAUGAUGACUUGAAUAUUGAACCUGAAAACUUUGACAAUAAACAAGGUUUUAGCCCUAAAGCAUUCAAGAAAACUCUGGAACGAAAAGAUUACGAUUUAUGUUGUCCGAAUUGCAAGAAUUAUAUCACCCAUACAAUGAUUUUUCGAAGAAGGGAAGAAUGCCAACAAGAGAAAACAACAUGCUAUUCCUUUCUAAUUGAUCUAUUAAGUUGCAUUCGAGGGUAGUUCACUACUUCACUACUUCACUGGACAUAUAGUUGCUCACACUAAGGCAUUGGUGGAACGAAUUCGAGAAGAUGAUCGUGAUAUUCGAGCAAGCUAGCUCUACCAUGAAUCUGGUGGCGAUUCCAGAGGAAUUCUAUGUCAAAAGUGGCUUGUGUUCAAAAUGGCGUUACUACGUAAGUGACUGUAUUGGUACUGAUUAAUUUGGUAUUGGUACUUAACUGGUGAAUUAAUGUUCUAUUGUUAUACCAAGACGCUACUAAUUAGUACCAAUAAGAGUUACUUGUACAUACUCUGUAUUGGUACUUGAAGAAAUUGUAUUUGGUUGACUUGUGUCCAAUUUGGUCACAAGCCACUUGAUUUUAGAAACCCCAAUGAUUGCAGUGUAGCUAAUUGUAGCUUUCUUUGUUGCAACAGAAAAUUUCCCUCCCUAGUUUUGUACGAUUUCUUACAUACAUUCGGGUGCAUUAAACUCUUUUGAAAUAAGUUUAGGGACCUUAGAGGCUUUGCUAAUCUCUAUUUACUAAUCAACUAGAUAGGUGUUUGUACUUUAUUUUUUUUGAUUGUUCCUUUUUAACUGUACACACACUUAAUAAAUUAGUCUACGUAACAUUUUUAAAA